CCCGAUGUGAUCAGCGGAGUUGCGAGCGGCGCGAAAAUCGAAAACAAGAUGGCGGACGGAAGGAGGCAAAAAUCAUUCUCAAGAAAAUCAAAAAAAUCCACAAUAUCUCGUCCAGAAAACGAUGAAGAACCACAUAAUUGUGUUAUAUGUUUAGAUAAGGUUUCAUGUAGGGGAAAACUUAGCGUUUGUCAGCAUUGGUUUUGUUUUGCGUGCAUUUUGGAGUGGUCCAAGGUGGGUCGUUAAAAUAUAAAUAAAAUUACGUUUUAUUGAGUUAUUCGAGUUUAAAAUCCCAAAAUUUAGUAAAUAAUGUAUUCCGGUGAGUCUUCUAUCCUAUAAUAUGGCAAAUCAAAGUUUUAAUAAUCAAUCAGGCAUUAUAUAUCAAAUUGAACACCCAUGACAUUAAUAUUGACAUAUAAAUUACCAUUGCCUUGUACAGCAGUGUACCGAUUCUGAUUGUACACGACUCAUGAGGAUAUAGAACUGAAUGAGAUAAAGAAACAUAUUUUUAAAUAGUACAUAAAAUAUUCAAGAAAUUAUUUUCAGAUUAAAAGUACAUGCUUGUAGCAAAUUAUGACACCGUGUUGUAUUCAAGCAAGUGUGGCUCCAGUGCGAAGCGCUGGAGGCAAAGCUAAUAAAUAAAAAUUUUGUUUAUAUAUUUGUUUACAUUACAGAACACAAAUACUUGCCCUGUUUGCAAGAUGACGUUUAGAUGCAUAUCGAAGGUAUUUGCCACAUAGUCUAUAAUUUACGGGUCAAGCAUUUUUAGUCGAGCAUUUUCCAACCAAAUGCUCAAUUAUUGAUGGACAAGGCAGAGCAAUGAUUUUUUAAAAAAUUUUAAUUCUAAUAACUACUUGAAGUGCAAUUACCCAACAGAGGCCUUAUCUGAUGAAAUUUGAAAAUUUCAAAUCAAAUUCCAUUCAGAUUUCUUUUCCAGGCAAUUUCUGGACUGUUAUUGUUAAUAUUGUAUAUCAGGCUCUGUGGGUUUGACUCUUGACAAAUUAUUUUACGAAUAAAAAUGGCUGACAUUUAAACAGAAUAAAAUAAAAAGAAGGAAAAUGGGUUAGCAAUAGACAUCAGCUGAUAGUCUGGUUAUGCCAUUACUCCAGAGACGGAUUUUCAUAUUAUCUGAGACCAUAAUAUUGGUAAUUUUACAAAUUUAGUAAUAAGAAUAAUCAAAUAUGAAACUAUCAAAUCAAAAUAUAUGUGAUUUGCGGGGGGUGCAAAAUGCCUUUGGGGGGGGGGGUGCAAAUCAUUUCUGGGGGUGCGUGCACCCCCCCAGAAAAUCUGUGCUUGCAUUACUCAAUGUUUCCUAGUUUGUCCUUUGGAAAAGAUAACUAAUAUGGCAUGGCAUUAAUAGACCAUGUUGAAUGCCAACAUAAUGCAGUAUAAACAUUGAACUGUUGUUUUAUAGAGUCACUUAGUUCAAGGAAAAUCGCCUGUUCAGAAAGUACGAGUAAAAGAUGUUGAUCAACGUGUACAUCAAGAUGACGAUGAAUUCAUUUGGGCAGAACUGGAAUCAUCCCAAUCAGAAGAUGAAAUUUCUGAUUACCAACCUUCAAUUCAGGAUGUAAGUUGUUGGUGGUAGGGGAUGAUGGUGUUGGUGGUAAUGGGUGGUUGUAGUAGUGAGUAUGGUGAUGCAAGUUGUUGGUGGUGAUGGUGCUGACCAGUAGUGAUAGUAAUAGGUGGUUGUGACAGUGAUUAUGGUAAUAUAUUAUAUGCUGUUAAUGGUGGUGGUGUCGAUGAUGGUGAUUAUAAAUACAGUAGUGAUUGGUAUAUGGGUCCAUUGGCUAUUGAUGGUUGUGGUACAAAGAUAUGCUGAUGAUGAUGAUGACAAUGAUUGAUAAUGGUGUUCAUGGAAUUUGAACUGAUGGAGCAUGGUUCCAUGGAAAUGAUGAAAUUGAUUUAAAAUUUAUAAUAAUUAUAAAAUUGUGGCUGGGGUAAACCUCAUUUUGUCGCUCACAUAUAGUCAGUGUUGCAAUGAAUAUAGUGCUCAUGAUGGUGCAUUCUUUUACGCUGUAGGAUGAAGAGGACAAAACGUUUCAUGUAACCCCAUCCAAGAUGGAUACGGAUGACUCAGAUUUCAUCGUUCAUGACUCAGAUUGUGACAGUGUAACUUUUAUUGAAGAUAUGUCCUGUUCCGAGUCCUCCACUUUCUCUGAGUCUGAAACAGAUUGUUCAACCAGUUUCCAAAAGAAAUCUGCAAGGUUUAUUUUGGUUGUCUGUUCAUUUGCUUUUAGUCUGUCUAAUACAUUAAGAAACAACAAGGGUUCCCCCUUAUGGGUAAAAUGAUUCUGUCAUCAAAUAGCAAUGAAAGUACUGUAGGGUGCAUUGCAGCUUGAUUGGUAAACACGAGAUGUUGGUGUUGAUAGUUUGGUGUUUAACCCAUUUACACCCAACACUUUCCAUUCCCAAGUGACCUUGUCUGAUGUAAAAUAGCUAACUUAAUGACCUAAAAAGAGGCGUUAGUUAAAGAAGGUCUCAGGGCCUCCCCCCCCCUUCUUGUUGGUCCCUUUGGUACUAAAAUAGGUUAAAAACGUGUGGGAUACCCUUCAAUCAAAUCUUGAAAUCGUAAGAUAAUGCACUAAACAAUGUAGUUAAAUUAAUUUUGAAAGUUUUGCUUCAAGGACAAUUACUGUAUUUGAUGAGGAUGAUUCGUCUGAUGCGGAAACGGAAGAGAACUGGCAACGCAAAGGAACAGAAAAAAAAUCCCAAGGAAAAAGUAUUGACAACAUUAUUUCUCCUAUUUAGGAAAAUUGAACUAAAGAUAAAAUCACCAUAAUUGUAACUAAUAUGAGUAUGACUGCAGUAAAAUUUUCAAAUUUUAAAAACUUAAUGUCAUUUUAAACCCUUUAACACAUCGCUUGCCCGAUUUAUACCAACUAAAGCAAAUCAUUCAUCUGUCUCCAGGAUUCGUAUACGCCCUCAGGAAAUCCUGGGUUUUUAUUUUCGUCCUGGAAAUUCCUUGAAAAAUACUGGAAUUUCAAAGUGAUCCAGCAUUUUUUAAAUUAUGAACGUGUACAAACUUUGUGUAGAAUUAUCCAGAUGAGCUAAUAGGUCAACCCUAUUAUAAUUCAAGCCUUAUUGGAUGGGAGUAUUGUGAAAAUUGACCUGAGAAUAAGUCCUUGAAAGCUUGAAUGUCCUUGAAUUGAAAACAAAAAGUCAAGGCCUUGAAUGUCUUGGAAUUUGUAUAAAGAAGUUCUUGAAAGUCCUUGCAUUCUUCUUGCUUUAGUUUAUGGAUAUUUUCUGAAAUUGUUUGACAUUCAAAAACGCCAUUAUGCAUGUUCACAUCUGCCAAAGCUGUUUGAAAUUCAUUAAAGUUGCGUUUUGAACAAUUCAACGGCACAUUUUACUGAUUUCUAACGCCUCCUUCUCUUCAGUAUUUAGUGCUUGAAUUUGCUGAUACAUGACCUUGAAUGUCCUUGAAAAGUCCUUGUAUUUCGACUCUCUCUGAUAUGUAUAAAGUAUAAAGGCCCAUUUCCACUCAAGAAAAAUUUCCACGGACAGAAAGUUUGUGUCGGCCGAUCACAUUUUACAAAAUUUUCUUUCUGCAGAAAAUUUUCCUGAGUGGAAAUGGGCCUUUAACCCUGCUUAGAGAAGUUGCCUUUCUUUCGCCCAACAGGUAGUGCAAAGAAUGGAUUCCAUAGAAACCGCUACAAACCCCAACGGUCAUCAAAUCGCAAAUUUGAAGCCGCAAUACAACAAAGGAAGCGUAUUUCACAUUCCAGGACGAAAAACAAAGAGAACAAAUCGACCUCUAAAAAGAACAAUAAUCAGGACAGCAAGCGCGCUUCAAGGGAAGGAUGUUCUAGUAGUAUAGGACAGUGGUUAAGUAGUUGCUCACAGGCAGCAUCUAGUACGAACAGUCGUAAUACACAAUCCCAAGAUGCAAGCAGGCAACUUCAUACAAGGAUUAUGAAUAGUUUCAGGUAAACAUCUGUGGUGGUUCGGACAAUGAGUUUCAUCUACACAGCCUAAACUUGUGUACUUUAUUUAUACUGGAUAUGUAGCUCCGUGGCAGGAAAAAUAUUUUCUUCCUGGGAGCACAACCUGGAAGCAAAAAUUUCCUGCAGACCAACGGAGUAUUUUUGUGCUAAAUCUGCAUGUGCAUAAACAUAUGUUUUAGAUGACCAUGGUUUUAAAUUCGAGGAAUAAUAUCUGUCAACCAUAUGUUGUUGCGCCCAUAUAUAGUGGGACAUGGGUGUUAAGGUUUCCUUCAAAUUUUCAACAGCAAGUCUUCAUUCAAACGAAUUUCCUGCAGCUGUUUAACAAAUCUGCGUUGUUGGAUUAGAUGGAAAAUAUUUGUAUUUUUUUUUGCAGAGAUGACGGAAGCAACGCAGAAAGAGAAGUUCGUUCUCUGACACACAGAUCAAGAAAUAGACGAGUUGACCAGACAUCACCUAUUCCGAAUAAAGAAAGAACUAGGACUAAUAAACAUAGGUAAGGAAAGAUAGAUCUAUCUAUUAUAAAGAAAGUUAGUCAGGACCUUUCGGGAGAACAGUUUGGAACUAUUGAGAUAUCCAUGGAUAAAGUUAGUUUAGGUUUCGUCCGGAAGUGGUAACAGUGAACUUCUAGGAAGAACGGUUUAGAGCUGAUAGAGCUAUCCAGUAUAAAUAAAGUUAGUUGACCUAGUAAAGUUGGAGGGACUGCCAAGCCAGUGCUUCAGGAUGGUAAUACACAAUAUGUUUUUAACGAUUUCUCUUCGACUUUAGGGAUGUCGAAAACUCUACACGGAACGAAUCCAGUUCUACACGAAACAGAUCCAGUUCUACACGAAACGAAUCCAGUACUACACGAAACAAACCUAGUUCUACACGAAACGAACCCAGUUCUACACGAAACAAACCCAGUUCUACACGAAACAAACCCAGUUCUACACGAAACGAAUCCACUUCUACACGAAACGAAUCCAGUUCUACACGAAACAAACCCAGUUCUACACGAAACGAACCCAGUUCUACACGAAACGAACCCAUUUCCACACGAAACGAAUCAAGAUCUACAGGUAACAAUUGUAGGUCACAGCGGUCCAUUCUGCCUAAGAAACGCCGCCACAAGAAACUAACAUUCGGGUUUGAGAGCGAUUCUGAUAGCUCCAGCUCAGGCGAUUCCUGGAGCGCUGUCGUGCAGUCUUCGAGAAUGCCGAAGGUUUCCGAAAGCUCACGACAAACCACGAGCACCAAGAGAUCGAAAAACAGACAAAGGGAUGGAAGACCUUCCAAGGUAUUGAAAGAAAUGCAAAAUUUCUUUGAUGAAUAAUGGAAAUGAUCAAACUACCAAGAGUAACUAUACAAUCUAUUAGCUAUAAACUGUGCGGAAAUAUUAGUCUUCUAGCUUGUACUGUAGUUAGACUCCAAAAAUGCUAGUCUUAAAAAUGUAAAAAUGUAAAAUAACCAAAUAGUUCCAAACUUACAAUGCUACCCUACAUUAUUUAAAAUCAUAAAAAAGUUUGAUGAGUACGAGAAAUAAAUUUUGAUAAAAUGUUAAUACGAAAAUAUUCGUUACUGACAUUACUUAGCUGACAGCCUCAAUGUUAAUAAUUUUAAGCUUACUUGUUAAUAAUAAAUCUUUGGCAUGUAUAUUUGUG
Paramuricea clavata is the source of this 5584-nucleotide messenger RNA. The record is from the annotation of a GenBank genome assembly. NCBI's taxonomy places the organism in Eukaryota, Metazoa, Cnidaria, Anthozoa, Malacalcyonacea, Plexauridae.